UUUCUCUGCUCCACCCCGAAUGUUUUCUCUGUUAACAAUGAGCGUUCCUGAAUUAUCCUGCGAGGACACAUGAACACCUGAGUCGCAGAGGCAGCGGUCGAUCUCGUUUAGGUUUCCAUAUUUCAUAUUUUAGCAUUCUACAUUGGAAGACACACUAACUGUGGAGAAAACAAGACCCGCGUCGCUCUGUCAGACAUGGUAGAACUAACAAAGUAACUUUUGUGACCAGUUAUUGUCCUCAUCAUGAGGCGUUCACAUCUAUGCGUCAGCGUGUUCAUGAAGGCUAUACUUUUAACUGUCAUCGUUAAGAUUUCACCUUCCCAGACAUGCACGGACUGUAAUUAUAAAGCUCAUCAUAUCAACAUAACAGAAAUACAAAUAAAUGUCUCGGAGCAAAACAACUGCACUGUUCUAAACCACACGCACAGCCAGACGGGGUCUAUUGUAGUUGUGAGUGAUCUGAUUCCCGGCACCACGUACUCUUUACUAAUCAACUGCAGCACUGCCUGCUGUUCGAACUACACAACACUCCCCGGAUUUCCCACAAAUGUCUCCUGUCCUGCCCAGCCAGGGAACAGCUCUCUGACUGUGUCCUGGGAUCCACCUGUGGGAUCAGUGAGCCACUAUGUGGUGUACUGUGGGGACAGAAACGAAACGUCAAAUGUCACAGAUGCUGAAUUUCAAGGUCUCAGUGCUGGAACUGUGUACAGUUGCAGUGUGGCCGCAGUUCAUGAUUCGAAGAGUACAACCUCAGAUUCGGUUCAGUGUGCUACCAAGCCCAACCCCCCCACAAAUGUAUACGUCUCUGGCAGAACAAGCGAAUCUUUGACAUUCACGUGGAGUCCCCCGGCCUCGAUGAGCGGUGCUGCAGACCUCUCUUACCAAGUAUCCUCAUCAGCCCUGACCAACCCAGUCACUGUGAAUGGCACCUCUUAUACACUGCCAGGCUUGAACUCUGGGACGGAGUAUAGCAUUAGUGUGUUAACCGUAGGUCCCCAAGGCCUACAGAGCACCGCCUCCACUUCCUCUGGAUACACCUCACCCAACUCUGUGCGUAACCUCAGGAGUAGUACACUCUCUACCAGUGAAGUGAAUCUGCAGUGGGACUCUCCUCUUGGCCAUCAGAGCUACUACACAUACCAGGUUCAAGCGGUCCUCCUCCCACAGAGCAGUCAGAAUGUGUCUGGAAACACCGCCAACAUCACACAGCUUCAGCCUGGAACUGAGUACAACUGCAGUGUCACCACCACCAUACCACAAGCUAGCCUUCAAGCCCUGCCUGUUUAUGUCUUGGCUUACACAAACCCAAACAUCGUUUCUGACCUAACAGCAGAAGCCAUUAGCACAAGCGAGAUUCGCCUCACAUGGAGCUAUCCAACUGACCACAAGAACACUUACACGUAUGAAGCACAGCUUGUUGGUGGCCAGACCAACACCGUCAAUGUUAACAGUACAACAUUUCAGAGCCUUACAGCUGGAACCAAUUACACCUUCCGGGUCACAACCAUAGCAAACAGCAGGAGAUCCCAGUGCUCCGAAACCUCCUCCUUCACAAAAGUUGGAGAGGCAACAGGGUUGUCUGCCAUCGGAACCACCUCCACCAUGACCGUGAAUUGGGCUGCACCCAGCGGCGCAGUAUCGGGAUACGAGAUUGCCAUAUACGAAAACCUAGUCCUGAUCCACAAUGUGAGUCAAACGACCACCCAACAGGUGGUUUUCGGAAACCUCAGCCCAAGCAAAAUCUACAAAGUCAAGGUCGUCACCCUGAGUGGUCCGUAUCGGGCAGAGACCGAAGUCCAAAACGCCACAUAUCCCAAUCCUCCAGUGGGCCUGGAGGUUGACCAGUACACGUCCAGCUCCAUAAGUUUGAGGUGGAGUAGUCCUGUUAAUAUGAGCGGAGUUAACACCUUCAUCGUGACCCAUGGAAGCACUGAAAACACGAUAAGUGUUAAUACCUACUCCGCAAGCAGCCUGGUCUCAGGCACUCAGUACACCUUUAAUGUGAGAACGAGGGGUGCUUUGAACUAUGAAAGCACAGAGGUCACAGCAUCACAAUAUACUAAUCCCAACCCUGCCACUGCGCUGAAGCAGACCAGCAGCCUCAGCACAGACAGUGUCACAUUGGAAUGGACGCAGAGUGACUCCAAGUCAGGCUACCUCUACCAGGUCACCGUGUCCUAUUCCAACGGGACACAGGCGAAGCAGGAAAACGUUAGUCAGACGACUGCCACUGUGGGGGACCUGCAGUCCGCAAUCGUCUACAACGUCAAUGUCAUCACUCUGUCAGCAGGGGGCACCCAAGCUGCAGCCGUGUCCACCACAGCACUCACCAAGCCCUACCCCGUCACUGGCUUAAUAGCCAUCACACUGAAUGACACCGCCGUGUUCCUAAACUGGACCAGACCCGAGCAGUUCCCUCCAGACGGAUCCUACUACAUAACCACCAACUGCAGCAGUAACGAGACCACCACCAGUCAAACCAUCUACAUCACUGGGCUGAGCCCCGGCAUCACCUGCUUCUCCACAGUCUACAGUCUGGCCAACAGCGUCGCUGGGGACGCCGUCAACAUCACCUACAGCACAAAGCCUCCUAAAGUCUCGCCUGAAGUCACGCAUGUUGGCACUAACGGCAUCAAUGUCACCUGGACGCCCGUGAGCGGCGUCGACACCUACAUUGUCACCUUGGCCACUGGCAAUCUCACCACUGCUACCGUUAACAUUAGCAAUGCAAGCAUACACCACAAUCUGUCCAAGCACUUUCCAGACCUUUUGCCUGCAACCAUGUAUACGGUGAUCAUUACUACUGUCCGAGGUGACUUUGAAGAGUCAUCAGACCCGGUUUCCAUAGCGACCUAUCCUACCAUGCCUGGACAGAUAACCGUCCUAGACACAACCACAGAUUCUGUUUCACUGGAAUGGGGCAGCGCCCCAAAUAUGACCAAUGCUAACUUCAGUUAUGUGGUAACGUGGAAUACAACAGGAGCUCAAGGCAAUUAUCCAACCACCGACAUCACUCAUGUCCUGUCCGGUCUGAAUGCUGGAACAAUCUACAAUGUCUUUGUAGCAACCCAGGGACCAAUGGGCCUCAGGAGUGAAGCGGUGUCGAUCACCACAACGACAAAACCAGGAAGUGUCACCUCGCUGACCGUGUCCACAACAUCCACAAGCAGCAUAAGCGUCCAGUGGACGCGGCCCUCUGAUUUCAAGGACGGCUACAGCUUCAGGGUGAGCGGCGGCAGUGGAAGGGCCAACACCACACAGAAGAACGAGUACACCUUCAGCAGCCUGAGAUCAGGAACCAACUACAGCUUCAGUGUGCAGGCCCUGACGGCUGAUGGCACAGCCGGAGCCUUGGUGAAUGUGUCUGGCUGCACAGUUGCAUCGGUGGUGUCUCAGUUUCGUUGUGAAGGACCAAACCGCACUGAAGCUAUGCUGCUCCUGACAUGGGACAACCCUCCUGGCUCAAACCUGGGAUUCCAGAUCCAGAUCGAUGGCUCCAAACAUGAAAUCCAGAGAUGCAACCCUUGCUCCUAUAACAUCUCCCGCCUGUCCUACGAUACCCAAUACACUGUUGCCAUUGCCACCAAGGCCUGUGGCAGUAGUAGCACUCUAACCAGCAUAACUUGCAAGACUGGCAUCACAGAUCCUCCUACGCCCACCACUGUGGAGGGAACUGUGACGACGAGCAACAUCGAGUACAACAAGUUCACCCUCCAGCUGAGCCCUAGCCUCUUCAACAACAGCGGCGGCCCUGUGGUCAACUACGGCAUCCUGCUCUCUUCAGACACCGGGUCAGAUAAUGAAAAGGCAACUCAGUACAUAAGUAAGACUUACUCGGACUGGACAGCAGGUCAGACCCCCACGUAUCUCGCUGUUGUCAAGUCAGUGGAGUCCACGUCCACAAGUCGCAGUGCAGACGGCUACACAGUCACCAUAGGUGACGGGACUCAAUGGAACAACUAUGAGAACGGCGAACUUUCAGCAAAGGGGAGCUACAGCUAUGCCGUCGUCAUCUUUACAAACAUGGAGCUGAACAAUGGGCUGAUUUCAACGUCCCAGUCCUACUUCUCAGUCACACAGUUUAUCAUUAACCCUGUAAAUCUUCCGGAAAAUCCAGCUGUGAUCGGUGGGGCCAUAGGAGGAGCCUUUGCCGCGGUGGUCAUCAUCCUCAUCAUCGCCAUGAUCUUUGUGGUCGGCCUGAGGAGGAAGAAGAGCACAGACGCCACCCCAGGAGUGCCCAUCCAUUCCAUAAGAAACAAAGUGAGUGAGCCCAUCAAGGUGGAGGACUAUGAGGCUCACUACAGGAGGCAGAGGGCAGACUCCUUCUGUGGCUUCGCUGAGGAAUUCGAGGAUCUGAAGUCUGUUGGGAUUGCUCAACCAAAGAACUCUGCGUUGGCGCCCGAAAACAGAACAAAGAACCGCUACAACAAUGUGCUGCCCUAUGAUAACUCCCGGGUCAAACUGUCCAUUCUCGGUAAUCCAUUUGAUGAUUACAUCAAUGCCAGUAACAUGCCUGGCUACAACUCCCGUAAGGAGUUCAUCGCGGCUCAGGGCCCGUUGCCAGGCACCGUCAAUGACUUCUGGAGGAUGAUCUGGGAGAAGAACGUCCACACAGUGGUCAUGCUCACCAGAUGCAACGAGCAAGGACGGGUGAAAUGUGAAGAGUAUUGGCCAGCAGCGACCAAACAUUUCGACAAUCUGAUUGUGACCACAACGUCUGAUAUUCCUCUGGAGGACUGGACCAUUCGAGACUUCGAUCUUAAGAAUGUGAAGACGGCGGAGACGCGUGCGGUGCGUCAGUUCCACUUCACGGCCUGGCCAGACCACGGCGUGCCCGAGACCACAGAGCUGCUAAUCAACUUCCGCCACCUGGUGCGGGAGCACAUGGACCAGUACUCCCGCCACUCACCCACCAUGGUGCACUGCAGUGCUGGUGUGGGGCGCACAGGGACUUUCAUCGCCAUCGAUCGCCUCAUCUUCCAGAUAGAGCGGGACGCGGUGGUCGACAUCUACGGCAUCAUCCAUGACCUCCGCAUGCACCGAACACUCAUGGUUCAAACUGAGGACCAGUAUGUGUUCCUCAAUCAGUGUGCCAUAGACAUUAUCAGAUCGCGCACGGGCACCAACGUGGACUUAAUCUAUCAGAACACAGCGGCCCUCACUAUUUAUGAAAACUUUGAAGUGAAGAAAUGAAGAAAACCAAAAAUGGUUGCCAUGCUACCAGAACUCCUCAGCAAGCCUGCUAUACCAUACCAGCACUUAUGAAAGAAUAUGGCAACGCUGAAGAACUUAUUGACUCAAUGAUUUCCCCAAAAGAGGGAUUUUGGCGUAAAGAUUCAACUGAGAUAUUUAUUUAACUGUAAGUACACAUUUACUGUAUUUGAAGGAGCUGAAAAGUUUCAAGACAUGAAGACCACUUCGAAUUUUAUUUUUGGCUUUUGUUGAUCAUUGCUAAGAAACCAGGUACUAUCAGUGUAAGUUCUUAUGCUGGUAUUUCCUCACAGUUUACACACUGUGUUGAUACUGUAGAUGUAUUAGGUGUGCUAUACUUCUGACUUUCAAAAAUGAUUUAUUUUUAUACAAGUUAAACAAUUAGUUUGUCUCAUCUUGUUUGUGCAAUACGAAAUGUCAUCUAAAAGAAUAUGCAGACGUUUUAUUUUGUUAUAAAUACACUGCACUCAGGUUAUCAUCUUUGGCAUGAUUUCAGUUGUGCAUAAAAUGCUGAUCUGUAAGGAUGCUGUUAAAUAUUUAAAUUGAUUUAUAUGUUAUAUUUUAAUAUAUUUAUAUAGUCUAUUUUUUGUUCAGACAUGAGCACCUUCUCUCCAAUUCAUUCCAUUUAGCUACUGUAAGUAAGUGACUGUGCUGUUUGCUUGUUUUUCAAUGGCAAAAUGUUGUUCUGCUUAUCACUGUAGAUUCCCAAAUCCUGUUUGCACUGAAAACAUUGUUUUGCUCUUUUAUAAUGUAGGAAGUUAUUACAUUUCAUUUCUUGAACGGGUGUACACCACAUAACUUUAAUUUAUGUUUUCUCAUACUAAGGAACGGGGUGUAUUUUUUGUUAUAAGAACCACUUGAAACAGUCAAGGACCAUAUGACUUUUCCCACACCUACCUGUAGGCAAUAGCUAUGCUUUCAAAGACUAAUUUUAUACUGUGACUGUGCCUUAUACUUUCCACUGCCUUAAUAUGGUUACCUAUUUUCAUUGUCAUUUCAUCGUGACUUGUGACAUAGUGACAUUUGAUGUCACAUGAAGUGAUUUUAUAAGAAGUUGAUUUUGCGUUUUCCCUCAUCCAAAGAGCAUUUCUUUAGUUACAUUUCAAGAAGGGACAUUAUUUUGCAAAGAGGAAGGAAGGGCUGUAAAUGUUUGUACUGUACCUGUGACUACUGUAUGUAUUUUGCAGCAUAUGUAUUUGUAUAAAUGUGAGUGUGCAUAAAAAUGUAUUUGAAACUU
Engraulis encrasicolus (European anchovy) is the source of this 6448-nucleotide messenger RNA. RefSeq names its product protein tyrosine phosphatase receptor type Ja (gene ptprja). Bases 244 to 5193 code for a protein of 1649 amino acids. The record is from RefSeq and is a predicted model, not a curated record. NCBI's taxonomy places the organism in Eukaryota, Metazoa, Chordata, Actinopteri, Clupeiformes, Engraulidae. Gene Ontology annotation, cellular component: signaling receptor complex. Gene Ontology annotation, biological process: peptidyl-tyrosine dephosphorylation involved in inactivation of protein kinase activity. Gene Ontology annotation, molecular function: protein binding; protein tyrosine phosphatase activity. The transcript is spliced from 29 exons.